UGUCUAUGAGUGGCGUGAUCGGAUUUGAUGAGCAUAAAUUCUACAAAACCCGACUUGAUCAAAAAGUACCUGCCCGAAUGUACUGAAAAAGCCGCCACGGUGCUACCCACUCAGUAUCAAAGCGGCUUAGCGCUUUCAAAAAUCAAAACCCAAAAAUUAGUUUCAAAAAUCAUCUCAACACUUUCUAUGAAGCCCAACACUAACACCAUAAUAAUUUCGGUCGGAUCUUGAAGAAGGAAGAACCAUUUUGAACCUGUUGUAGUCAAUUGCUCAAGUAAGGGUUUAUGUAAACAAGUAAAGAACAUGGCAACAGAAUCAUCAGAAUCAGAAGAAGAAGGGAAAUUCACAGGAGGAAAUCAACACUUAUUGGUUGAUGAUGACCUCAGAGAAAUAGGCAAGAAAGCUGCUUGGAGUGUUAGCUCUUGCAAGCCAAGCAAUGGCGUCUCCUCUCUUCGUGAUGAUAAUCUUGAUACCUAUUGGCAAUCAGAUGGUGCACAGCCACAUUUGGUUAAUAUUCAAUUCCAGAAGAAAGUUAAGUUGCAAUUAGUUGUUAUUUAUGUGGACUUCAAGCUUGAUGAGAGCUAUACACCUAGUAAGAUCUCUAUUCGAGCUGGUGAUGGUUUCCACAACUUAAAGGAGAUAAAAACUGUGGAACUUGUCAAGCCGUCUGGGUGGGUUUAUAUAUCUUUAUCCGGAAGUGAUCCUAGGGAAACCUUUGUUAAUACUUUUAUGUUGCAAAUUGCGGUAUUGUCAAACCACCUUAACGGGAGGGAUACUCAUGUCCGGCAAAUCAAAAUUUAUGGCCCUCGACUGAACCCCAUUCCUCAUCAGCCAUUUCAGUUUACUUCAAGGGAGUUUAUUACAUACUCUACAGUGAGAUGAGAAAUGUGGGACUUUUUUGGCGUUAUCGGAUCAUAUUUCUGUUUUCUGAUGUUAAAGGUGGAAAAUAUGUAACUCUUUCCUUCAACUUUUUGAUAUUUUAUUUUGCCUCUCUUGUGUGUAACUAAUAUGAACCAUCAGUUCCGAAAUCACUGUGACAAUUUUUUUUUUUUUUAAUCAAAAUAC
This is a messenger RNA of Pistacia vera, 1065 nucleotides long. RefSeq names its product anaphase-promoting complex subunit 10. NCBI's taxonomy places the organism in Eukaryota, Viridiplantae, Streptophyta, Magnoliopsida, Sapindales, Anacardiaceae. The record is from RefSeq and is a predicted model, not a curated record. Gene Ontology annotation, cellular component: anaphase-promoting complex. The transcript is spliced from 7 exons. The coding region runs from base 304 to 882 and encodes 192 amino acids. Gene Ontology annotation, biological process: protein K11-linked ubiquitination; anaphase-promoting complex-dependent catabolic process.